AUGGAAAAUAAAAGUAAUAAUGGAAUGAGAAAAGGAGCUUGGACUAAAGAGGAAGAUCAUCUUCUCAGAGACUGCAUUCGUGAAUACGGAGAAGGCAAAUGGCAUCUCGUCCCUCUCCGAGCUGGGUUGAACAGAUGUAGGAAGGGUUGCAGGCUGAGAUGGCUCAAUUAUCUCAUACCUGAUCUCAAUAGAGGCUUUUUUACUAAUGAUGAAGUUGAUCUCAUUGUUAGGCUUCAUAAAUUGUUAGGAAACAGAUGGUCGUUGAUCGCCGGCAGACUUCCCGGACGGACUGCCAACGACGUCAAGAACUUCUGGAACAGCCACAUUUCGAAGCGACCGCCCAAAGAAAAAACCAUCACCGAGAGCAACAUCGUAAGGCCUCGAGCUUGA
Molecule: messenger RNA, 390 nt
Organism: Salvia hispanica
Lineage: Eukaryota; Viridiplantae; Streptophyta; Magnoliopsida; Lamiales; Lamiaceae
Source: RefSeq, a predicted model, not a curated record